GAUUUUUUACUCUUGUUACUGGAAUAAAGAUUAUUAAAUCAUUCUUUUAUAAGAAAAAAUAUAUUCUAAGAGCGACGAACGUUCACGCGCGUGAUGUGAGACUAGAAGAGAACAAUAUCCGGGAACAACUAUUAUAUAAAAACAGUGGGCUUCUCUUUAUAUAAAGCAUCCGUUACUCAAGAACGGCCGAAAUUUCAUAAUUACAUACACCUCCACGUACACGUUUUACAUAGAUCAAUUUUGUUAUAAAUAGUGAUAUCUUUGGGAGAGAGAUCAUCAAUAAAUUUUAUUAUCCCUAUGUAUACUUGGUUUCUUCUCCAACAAAGCUCAAAAACUCUGAAUUCUUGCUUCUAUAACUCAUAUCUUUCCUUCCAAAAGGGUGUUUUUAACAAAGAAGAGGAGUAUUAGGAGUAAAGUGUUAGGGACUUGUUUUUUUUCGUGGGGUUGAUUGUUUCAAGGUGCAUCUUUGAAUAAUUGUUGUAAAUCAUUUGCUCCUGAGGUUAAUUGUGAAUAAAAGCCGGUGGAAAGUUUACCGAUGCCCAGUGAAGGGAGGUCAAGGUAUAAUGAUAAGCAGGAAAUCACUCCUAUCACUGUGCAUGCUAGGAAUAUUGAGAAUGAAAGGAAUCAGGCACAGUGUGUUUUUCAUGGGUACCAUUGUAGCUUCGGAGGAAUUAUUAAAAGUAGUAAAGCAGGGUUGGUUGCAGUAGGGUGGGUUUCAUGGGUGGUUAAAGAUGGUGGUGAAGAUCUCAUGGGAUGGGUGCCAAGAAAAGAGAAGUCUUUUCACAUUUUAGAUAACAUAAGAGAAGACGAUUAUAACAUAGUUUAUCGGACUCUUGAUCUGGAAAAAAAGAAGAUUGUUGCUUUGAAGAAAAUAACAUUCAACAAUCUUGCAGGAAUUACAUUUCGCCCUGGUCUAAAGUCUACUGAACCUCAGAUCAAAUGAUGCAUGAGGCUAUUUUGUGGACUUGACUAUUGCCACAGUCAGGGCAUUCUGCAUCGUGACAUUAAAGGCUCCAAUCUUUUGCUUGACAACAAUGGAAUUUGAAGAUAGCAGACUUUGGUUUGGCAAACUAUUACGAUCCAGAACAAGUCUGGCAUUUUGCAAAUCGUGUUGGUACUCUUGCUUGGUGCCAGUUCUUAUGGUAGUGGCGGAGAUUUAUGGACUACUAGUUGCAUUCUUGCUGAAUUAUAUGCAGGACUCCUGGCAAAUGGUUUGUAAAUAAGUUGUUGCAGACAACUAUACAUAAUACAUGUAUCGCUACUAGAAAGACAAAUAGCUGAAACCAGCAGUAUCACAUAUAUCAUCUCUAGUUUCACACAUAAUGUCACCUAAGCUGUCAUGUAUUUAUACAU
Daucus carota subsp. sativus is the source of this 1353-nucleotide messenger RNA. RefSeq names its product probable serine/threonine-protein kinase At1g09600. The record is from RefSeq and is a predicted model, not a curated record. Lineage: Eukaryota; Viridiplantae; Streptophyta; Magnoliopsida; Apiales; Apiaceae. The transcript has 4 exons. The coding region runs from base 536 to 943 and encodes 135 amino acids.